Messenger RNA from Caenorhabditis auriculariae, 4320 nucleotides. Lineage: Eukaryota; Metazoa; Nematoda; Chromadorea; Rhabditida; Rhabditidae. The record is from the annotation of a GenBank genome assembly.
AUGUCGGCCAAGCUCAUCGGUUUCACAACCGGUAAGUGCCCAGUCAAUCCUUUUUUUUUUUGAAUGACAUUCGGAGAGCUGAAAAAAAGUCUCUAUUAUCUAGGAAAAUCAAAUAUAAAAUUGUUUUUGCACUAUUCAGUACUCGUGGUGGCUGCUAUCGGCAUCGCUAUUGGAUCUCUCGUCAUCAACAUCUUGAUUCUCAACAAAGUCAACACCAUCAACAACAAUAACAACAACAACAACAUCGUCAAUAACAGCUAUCAUUAUCAACCUUCCCCUCAAGUGAAUUCUACUCCUGGGACCGUCCAAAACUCGGAUGGAUACAAGGUAAGUAACAGGAGAACUUCAUAGGGAAAAAAAACAGAAGCAGCUGUUUCUGUGAAAUUCAACUUUUUUCAAAACUUUGCGAGGCACCUUCCGACCUCACUACAAAAUUGUUUGACCACGCGCGUUUUGCGACGGAAAUGUUGAGUUUUUGCUUUUCGGGUCACCGCUGAUUUUCUGAGCAUCCAAUCGUUUCAAUUUCAUGAAGAUUGCUGCAUCACCUUAACUUACAGUUUUUUAUGAAUUUGAAAGCCGUUUAUAUUAACAAUCAAACUCAAUUCAGGCGGCAGCUGCUUAUUUGCUGAAUGGUCUUGAUGACACCGUUGAUCCUUGCAUCGACUUCUAUGCAUUCACCUGCAACAAGGUCUUUGAAACCCAAAAUUAUUCAAUAAUGAUUUUUCCUAUAGUUUCUGGCUUCCGUUGACUUGGACAAACUUCAUUUGCAAAGACUCGGGACCUACGACCAGGCACAGACCGACGUCUACACUGGAAUAGCUGAUACUCUCAGUAAAAUCGAUGUCAACGACAAAACCGUCUCUUUAACUGAAAGAAUCACUAAGGCCGUGAGUUUAUACCCUUGUUAACUCAAACUUUUCCUUGUAAUAAAAAUGUUCCAGGCCUUUGACUCCUGCUCGAGAAAUCUGGCGAACCCACCUGAUAAAACUCAAGUCAUAUACGCCGAGAUCAAAAACUUGUAAAUAAAUCCUUGCGUGGUUCAGAACAAAAAAAAGUUCAGGUUUGGCGGUGUUCCAUUUCUUCAAGAGCCUUUGAAGCAAGGAAUCAACUACAUGAAGGUCUCUGGAACUAUCGAGCAGAAACACGCCGUUGGAACUCUCCUAGCCACUUUCGCGUCUGUGGACUACAAGAAUGUGGCACAGAAUGCUCUUUACGUUUCUCAGGUGGGAAAAGUUCUUCGAUUUGCAAUGAACGACAUCUGAAUAACAGCCUGCGGUUGCUAUGGCCAGGGAUUAUUACCUGAAGUCGCAGUUUGUACAAGAAGUUAAUGGAAGAGUACAAGAAGUCUUCGAAAUGAUGCAAGCUUUUGCCCAAGCACUAAACAGUAAAACUCCUGAUGACGUCAUCAUGGCGGUUUGACGUUAUUCCGUUUGAUUUUUGACAAAGCAAAAAGCUUCUAGGCGGCUCAAGAAACGGUUAGCUUUGAAGUUCAAGUUGCUAUGGCCUCAUGGCCCGAUGAUAUGCUCAGGUUUUGAUUGAGCAUGAGUGUUCAACUAACUCACAACUCUUUUUAGAAACUACCAGCAACAGUACAAUCCUUACAAAAUAAACGAGGCAGCUGCCGCUUAUGGUAGCCUCGACUGGAAAGCUUAUAUUGGAGAGCUUUUUGAUGGCCUUUCCAAUCCUCAAGACCAAGCCAAAUAUGAGGUUCUUUCGGAAACUUCAUAUUGCGAUUAGGAGAAUGAAUAUUCAGCUCAUUUUAACACAACCGUCCUACUUUGCCUGGCUAAACUCGGUCUUCAAUGGGAAUACGGUCAAUUCGACCGUCGUUGCUAAUUACAUGAUCACUCAAAUGCUCUUUGUAAAUUCGAUUUCUCAGUUGGAAAAGUUCAUCUAUUCUACAGGAUGAAGCCGAUUUCAUCAACCCGCAAACGAAGACCGUUGCUCAAAAGGCCAACUACAUUCACUACGCUCUUCGCAGAGGCCGCGGUGUGACAAGGUGACAAAUUUUGGUGGGUUUCUGGGAACGUCUUUGAUUUUAGAGUUGGAAAAAGAGACGUCCGGAUGCUCGAUCUGGAUCCGAUAAGCCAUGCUUGUAUGGACAUUCUCACCGCUUACAUGCCCUACGGAACUGGUUAUUAUUAAACUAAGUUAACAGCAAUAGAAAUGGAUUAAAGGGAACUGAUAUUUUAUUUUUUGCUUGGUUCAGGUUUUGUAUACGUGAAAGCUCAGGCCAACAGAACGAUCUAUCAAGCAGACAUUCAGAAACAAACUGCUCUUAUCAUCGAAAACUUCCAGGUAUUGCACCAACAUUCUUAUUUUCUUAUGGUGAACUUUCAGGGAAUGAUCGGCACCCUAACUUGGAUGGAUGAUUUCAGCAAACAACAAGCUAAAAAGAAAUGUAAGCCUGAAACAGAUUUUCCUUUCACCGAAUAACUUGUAGCCGACAAUUUGGUCAAGAACUUUGGUUGGCCCGGCAAGCUUUUCGGGGAUUUCAAGAAUACAGCUGUGUUGGAUAAAUAUCAUCAAGUGAAACUUCCUCAUGAUUCAUUUGAGACCAAAGGUCUAUUCCAGGACUACGCUUCGAUUGUCGAUAUUUACACCAAGGACAAAAACAACCUGUACGAUAUUAUGAGUGUUUUGAAGCGAGGAUUGGAAGUUCGUGAGCUUUUCCGACUACUUCUCGAGCCAGCUGAUAGGUAGUUUUGAAAAACUUCAAAAUAAAAAAAAUUUAGGUCAAAUUUCUUGCAAUCCCCUGCAAUGGUUAACGCUUGGUACCAGCCAGAAAGAAAUUCGAUCACAUUCCCAUAUGCUGCAUGGAAUCCUCCUUAUUACAAGUAGGUCCAGCUUGUUGAAACAAACGAUAAACACUACUGAGCAAAAAUCAAAAGCGCAGUAUAUUACCAUUUUUUUUACCAAUUCAUUGAAACUUGUGAAAAAAAACAGAAACUGACUUUUUUUAAUUUUGAUUACUCUGAAGUUCCGCGCACCAGACAUCGACAAAAAAUAUUAUCUUUUGAAUAAAAAGAGAAUUCAGCGACUUCUCACUCAUGACAACUUGCACGGCUUGAAGACAUGAAUAGUCUAUUUGUGAAAAUGGGAAAUUGUUUCAGCUACUACUUCCCCCAAGCCUACAACUUCGCGGGACAAGGAGGUACUGGAGGACACGAGCUCACCCACGGAUACGACGACGAAGGAGUCCAGUUUGGUUACAACGGAGCUUUGACUGACUGUUCAUGGAACAAGUGCGGCUGGAUGGACUAUAAUUCUUCUCUUGGCUUCAUCGACAUGGCUCAAUGCGUAGUCACUCAAUUCAGGUGAGACAGGACUUUUAGAGUUUUCCGUUGAAACCACUACAUAAUGUGACUUUUACGAGUUUAUUUCGAAUUACACAUAACAUGAGAGAAAAAAGAGCUAACAAUAAUUUUUCCCAACGUCUCUAAAACUCUGAAUUUGUGUUUAUUCAUACCCAACCUUUAAUAAAAUUCGACUAUAAGCUUGAAUAAGGUGCGAAAACUUCUUUUAAGCUUUCGUUUUGACGAUUAGAGAAAAUGGAUAAAAUAACGUCGGCAUCACUUGAUUAGUAUUCCGUACGUUGUGAAACUUCACCGCUCUGUAAGGUGCUUAAUUUUUCACUUUGUGUAUUCCUUAUCAUUUUGUGACUUUUCUCCUUCUAAGCUGCUUAGUCUAGAGAAACACCAUAGUUCUCAAUGUCUAAUCAAAGCUUUUUACAGUACUCAAUGCUGUCCGGAAAAGAAAGGCAACGUACAUUGUGCCAACGGAGCCACGACUCAAGGUGAAAAUAUUGCCGACCUCGGAGGUUCGCUUCAGUAACAAAGAUGUCUAGAAUAGCCUCCUUGUUUAGGACAACAAGCCGCUUAUCGGGCUUAUCGACAAUACAUUUCUCAGUUGGGACACGAGGAAGACAGGUUGAAGGAAACAAGAGAUAUUCAAAUGAAAAAGUGGAUUUUCAGGCUUCCUGGUCUUGAGAACUACACUCCGAACCAAAUCUUCUGGAUCACCUACGGAUAUUCUUGGUGUAUGAAACAGUCCGACUCGAAUCUCGUUCGACAGGUGAAUCACAACUUUUUGGGGAAAAAGUUUUGAAAAACACGAUUUUUUCGAAUCUAUUUUUGCAAAUUUCGCAGAUUAAAUUUGUUUUACUUUCAGCUUCUCACAAACCCGCACUCUCCAGCAUCCUGUAGAACUAAUCAAGUGAUGCAGGAUAUCCCCGAAUUUGGAAAAGACUUUGGAUGUUGCCGUGGAACACCCAUGUACCCAAAUCCGGAUAAUCGAUGUAAAGUUUGGGUCGGCGUUUGA